This is a messenger RNA of Lethenteron reissneri (Far Eastern brook lamprey), 2024 nucleotides long. It is a transcript of the gene LZTFL1, whose product is annotated as leucine zipper transcription factor like 1. Lineage: Eukaryota; Metazoa; Chordata; Hyperoartia; Petromyzontiformes; Petromyzontidae. Gene Ontology annotation, biological process: negative regulation of protein localization to cilium. Gene Ontology annotation, cellular component: cytoplasm. The record is from RefSeq and is a predicted model, not a curated record.
AGAGGGGCUCGCGUCGCUGCCAUGGUAACCGACCUACGCCGCACCGUUGCAGCCACGGACCUCCCGAUCACCACCACCACCAACAUCGCUAAAGUUUCACCGUUCGAAUGCAAACGAUCUUACUUGCUUUCUUAUAAACAACAAGACAGUCUCAGGGCGCGUUAGACGACACCCGCGUCCUCUGUCGUGGCCGAGCGCGACGCGUGGAAAUGGCUGAGCUGGGCCUGAACGAGCACCACCAGAACGAGGUGAUCCAGUACAUGCGCUUCGCCCGCUCCAAGCGCCUGCUGCGUCUGAAGACGGUCGACUCGUGCGUGCAGGACCUUAAGGAGAGCCGGCUGGUGGACGACACGUUCACGGCGGAGGAGGUGGCGGACAUGCUGGAGGGGCUGCGCGUGGUGGUGCGCGGGGAGCUUGAGUCGGAGCUCAUCCACACCGCGCACACCAACGUGCUGCUGCUGCGCCAGCUCUUCAGCCAGGCCGAGCACUGGCACCUCAAGCUGCAGGCCGAUGUCUCCGAGCUGGAGAACCGAGAGCUCCUGGAGCAGAUAGCCGAGCUGGAGAAAUCUGAGUUCAUUGCAGCCGGAAAAAAGCCCAGCACGGAGGUCAGCAAGGCGAAGCUGACCCCCCUGAGCGACGUCGGCGCCACCGAGCUGCUCAACAAGGAGAUUCAGCGGCUAAGAGAGGAGAAUGAAAAGCUGAAAGUGCGCAUCAAGAUGGUGGAGACGCAGGCGACCAGCGCACUCGAGGAGAGGUCCCGUCUGGAGAGAAGCCUCAAGGAGGCGUCACUGCACCCACCUGCAGAUCAGCGGUCACCCCCGUCGACGGACCUGAGCGCGCUGGAGCAGCAGGUGUCGGCGCUGCGUGCGGACCUGCAGCGCCAGCAGAGUGCCGGCGCGACCGGAGCUGCGGUCCUGCAGGAGGGCCUCGCCGCCAGCCAGCACGAGCUGCUGCGCAUCAAGCAGCAGCUCGAGGUGGCCGAGAAGGAGCUGGACAGCAAGUUCCAGGACACGGCGGCCUACCGCAACCUCAAGGACAUGCUCGCGCGCAAGAACGACUCCAUCAAGGACCUGCGCAAGCGGCUGUCGCGGUACGAGCCCGAGGACUAGCGCGGUGAAAAUCAUGGUGGGGGGGGCCCUGGCUCUGUGUGGGACCCCCCCCCCCCCGCAACUCCCCAGCCCCCCACUGCCUCACUGCCCACAUUGAAGGGGCCGCAGUAACGACGCCCUUGCCACACACGUCGAUCCAACCCUCCCUCCCUCCUCCUCCUCACCACCCCCCCGCCACCGGCACCACCGACUCCACAGCGCGGCGAGGCCCCUUAAGCCGCACGGCGCUGGCAAACGGGCGUCGCGGCGCUUCAGAGCGGGCGUGGGCAACCUACAGCCCACGGGGGAGGGAUGUUACCCACAACUUAGAAAUAACAGCACCACGCUGCAGAGGUGUGUGUGUGCUGCUGCCGCUCCCGCCGCUGCUGCUCACAAGCAGCAGGGGUUAGCGCUCCGCGCUACGAACACGGCGACCCGAGUUCGAUUCCCGCUCAUGGCCCGCCGACAGUGACGAUGAUAUGAACCGGUUCUGGGCCUCCCCUAUGUCGACUCGGCCUCAAAUGAGUACCUGGUGCCGGUGUGUAAACAUCGCCACGAGGGAGACAAAGGCGGUCGGGCGCGGCCACCGGCCGCCCGUCCCCCUCGUGUGCCGUGCUGUGCCCGGCCUUCAUAGUUGCCCGCUAACGGUACUUGCCCCUACAGUCUUGUCAGGGUUACACGGGGGAUCUUUGUCUUUGUGCACGCGCGCGCGUACGCGUGUUAUUAAUGUGCCCACCGCCCAAAGUUAUUUCAAAGAGUCUUAAUUUGUCCCCCGGUAGGGAAGUCGCCUCCCCACCGCUGCUGCGGAGUGAGACGACGUCGCUCAAAGGAACAACAACAACAACAGCGGCGGCCGCUUUUAUUUCGGUUACCGGAGCAACGUAAAUACACAGAAGUUGUUCGGUCUGCUCCUUCAAAUAGAAAACUGCUGAUUCA